GGAGUUGAGAAGGACGGUUGAAAUUUGAAUUUGGUGUCAUUUACCCAUACACACAAUUUGCCUAGCAAAGAAACUGAACAACGCCACCUGCUUAAGGGGGGAUGACGAUGGUUGAUUCUGACGGUGACAUUUACAAGAAUUUUAGACAAAUCACUCGUCAACGAUUAUCCCAUGAAAUGCUUCGAUUCACCAAACUGGAUGUCAAUCAGUCAACUUGGAAGUGUUAUCGGGUUGUUGUCAGACAUGAACAAGAUGUCACCUUUAUACAAAAGGGCGUUUGUCUUCUUCAGCUCACCUAUUUCAGAACAUCUAUUAGCUCUGGUUAAGGAAAAUGUACGUGAACUGCCUGGAAUAGUAGUGUCGAGAGAGGAAUUUCCUUGUAUUAUCGUGCUGCCAAGUUCCUGGACGUGGCCGCAGUGACACCAUAUCAUGAUCUUAUCCCUACAAAACUGGCUGCAAG
Mercurialis annua (annual mercury) is the source of this 460-nucleotide messenger RNA. RefSeq names its product SNARE-interacting protein KEULE-like. The transcript is spliced from 6 exons. The record is from RefSeq and is a predicted model, not a curated record. Bases 102 to 326 code for a protein of 74 amino acids. Lineage: Eukaryota; Viridiplantae; Streptophyta; Magnoliopsida; Malpighiales; Euphorbiaceae.